UGACAUGCACCUUCUUUCUUUCCACUGACAGACAAAAAUAGAAAGCUCUCAUCUCCAAGCUAUAAAUUGUCCAUGCUCUCCUUUCACACGUAAGCCCCACAGACCCUCCUACUAUGUCAUUCUCUUGUGUUAAUGUCCACACGUUUGACCUAAGCGGUUGUGCGUACUAACAAUGACAAGUUGUUUUGAAGCUUAAACCUCUCCUUGCACGACACAACCCAACCUGUUUGCCGGUUCAGCUACUGUCAUUGUGGCAUCCUACAGCCAAAUCUCUUUUUUAAUAUCACGCCCCCGUCUCCCCUCUUCGGUGUUCACAGCUGGUCUUUUUCGUUUUCCCGUCCCAUAAAAACAAUCUGGAAUGUACAAGAACCGCUUCAAAGACACCAACAACAACUUCGAUAAUUCUCAUCUCAAUGAUCAUAAGAAUAAGCUUAUUGGAGCCGUUAAGAAGAUAAAACAUGAAGUAGAUUUAUGUGAUGAAGAAGAAAGGGAGACCUAUGUGGAAGCAGCAGACCUGCAGGUAAAAUCAUUUUCAUGCAAUGAUUUAAGUCAAAUAACUCAGAACAGUGCAUGCAUGCCACAUGGAUAGAAUGAAUGCAUACUCAUGUUCCAUCCAUAUGGGUACAAAAUGUGAAAAGUGUAGAAAAAUAAACACACAGCUCUAGUUAACUCCAUGCGCUAUUGUUACAGAUAUGCGUUGUACUAUUAUUUGUUUUUCUUCUGCUUUCCUUGAAUUUCACUUGACAAGCGCCAGUUUGAGGGGAUGGAGAGGGAGAUCCAAGCGGAGUUCCAGAACCUUCAUCGAUUUCUGGACGAGGAGGAGGAGAGGGAAAUUGAACGACUCAGGAAAGAGAAGGAAAAAAGAAUAAGUCUACUGAAAGAAAGAGAGAGAAAGAUUUCUAUGCAAGGGAGAAAUCUGGAGAAAGCCAUUGAAACUUUGAAUAGUAAACUAAAGGAAGAGGAUAGUCCCAGACUACUGAAAGUGAGUGAGUAGGUCGGGGGAGGGGGGGGAGCAACAGAGGGGCGUCACCAAAAGGGAUUGGAGAACCCUCAGAGAAUAUGCUAGAUGCUAUUUGUCAUCAAAUCAUCAGUUGCUUGAUAUAUUGAGUCUGUCAUGUUAGCAGUCAUAAACCUUUAAGCAUGUGUUUAAAAGUGUCAAGGGUGAGGUGACAUGUUUAUUCAUAUAAUUUUUUUCUUUUUAGGAAAUCAGAGAACUCUUAAAAAGGCAAGUCACUGAUUCCAACUAUUUUAUCUCUUCAUCAAAUGCUAUUUAACCUUACUACUUCAAAAACCUAAGUACUGUUUCCACAUUGCAAACUGGUUCAUUCUUUAGCUCACUUUAGAAACAGCUAUUGCACUACACCAUAUAUUUAUGAUACGUGUGGUUGUAUCAUGCGCUUGCAUUGUUAAAAAAAGGCGCCCUACUCAAUUCCUCAUCCAGUUCCACUGCUGUUUGCUUGCAGAUGUGAGGUCAACUACAUAUCCCCCCCUCCCGUGGACAGUGAAGUUUGUCAAGGACAGUUUGUGGGGCCCAUUCAGUACAGGAUCUGGAAACACAUGCAAGCCUCGCUUUACCCAAGUACAUAUCUCUGUAGAGUGUCAAUCAACAUAAUUUAAGAAUUGUGCACACUAUUAUCAAUAGUUACUUUUGUGCAGCCUUAUUUUCAUGUGUUCUGUCAAUCUGUCAAUCACAGAUAUCUCCAUACUGAACUUUGACCCGGAAACUGCCCAUCCUUUCCUCACUGUUUCGCCCACAUGCACCUCCGUGUGCUUUGAUGAUGACAAAAAGAUGCCCACCAAGGAGGAGCUGGAGAGGAACCCCCGCUGCUUUAACUACUACUACUGCGUGAUGGGGAGGGAGCGCUUCACCAGCGGCCGCCAUUACUGGGAGCUGGACGUGGCCAAAAAGACUGCCUGGAGGGUGGGUGUGGCCCGGGAAGACGUCCCGCGGGGCGAGAUGACCACCAGCGACACCGCCACUGGCUUCUGGACGCUGUCACUCAAGGGCGGCACCAUUUUGGCCUGCACCAGCCCAAAGCCCACUCCGGUGCGCACCUCAUUCCCUCCCCCACGCAUUGGCGUCUUCCUGGACUACGACAGGGAGGAGGUGACCUUUUACAACGCUGUCACCAUGAUGCCACUCUACUCCUUCUUCAUGGAAAAUGUAGAGGGUCCCAUCGUCUCGUUCUAUAACCCUUGUGACACAGACUAUGGGAAGAACAUUUCCCCUCUCUCCAUAUUCUGGCCUUCCUUAUGACAGACUCAAGAGAGGAUGUUUCAUAGAUUAGAUUAGUUUGUUGUUUAUUUAAAUGUUGGUUGUAGUCUACCAAAUGUACCACCUGCUUAAGAGGGCAUUUAAAAUUAAUCCAGUACUGCAUAACAUUAAUUAAUGACUUACUUCAGUUAUGGAUUGUUUAUGAUUCAUUUGAUCUGUUUUGUUUGUUUGUCAGAUGAACUGGAACUAAACGAAAUUAUUUGACCACCCCUUGUGCACUUUAAGGGUGUAAAAUAAAUUAUGCUUGUAUUUCCAAAUACACGCCUCAUUACCUUAAUACAAACAUAUCAAAUUAAUAAAUAAAUCACAGAAAGGCCGGGUACAACAACUAAAGAAGAGAGCUAAAUCAAUGAGCAGGACAGUGAAUGAUUGAAGGGGGGUGAAGGAUAUGAGGUUACCUCUGUCUAUAAAUACUACCUGACUGCAUAACUAUGACACUGACUGGAAUGAGAAUGAGAACAAUGCAGGGAAGGGAAGGGAAGGGGGUGGCAAGCAAGAAGACAAAGGAAGAGAGACACAGAGGCAAUACAGCAAGAAAUACAGCAGAGGAAAUGGGGGAGAGCAAACCUAGUACAUAUCCAGAAGAGAUAGUGUGAAGAACUGAGAGAGGAACACUGAGAGCCCGAGAGAGGCAGCCGGAGUGACACCAAGAGAGCAAAUAAAGUAAAGUGACAUUGACUGAUACUGAUGGAGGGAGACGGACAGGACUGGCAAGCAGGGAGAGAGAUGGAGGGAGAGAGCGAUAGAGAGAUAAACAAAAUGGCUGCCUACCUUAGCCAAGAGCUCAGCUAACAUUCUAUGAGGGCUGGAGACCAUGUGUGUGUGUGUGUCUGAUUUCAUCUUUCUGUGUGUGUG
Messenger RNA from Clupea harengus (Atlantic herring), 3130 nucleotides. RefSeq names its product butyrophilin subfamily 1 member A1. The record is from RefSeq and is a predicted model, not a curated record. The transcript is spliced from 2 exons. NCBI's taxonomy places the organism in Eukaryota, Metazoa, Chordata, Actinopteri, Clupeiformes, Clupeidae. Bases 1667 to 2257 code for a protein of 196 amino acids. Gene Ontology annotation, molecular function: protein binding.